GGGUGGGUAGGUCAAUGGGGAGAAGCAGGCUGAUGGGGCUUCACUGAGGAAUGGGGAGUGGCCAUUUCCCAGUCCCAGUCCAGGGGGAUUCGUGCCCUUUAGAGAAACAGGCAAGGGGUAAAGUGAUCGGAGGUGGUAAGCAUUGCUGUGAGGCCAGGCUCCCCGGGGUGGGGGUGGCCAGGCAGGAUUGGGACUCCCCUUCAAACCAGUAGCGCCUGUGGGAAGGCUCCUCACCAGAGCUCACAAACUGGACAGUUGUCCUCCCCACUCCGGAUGAAUCUGUUCCCUUCCCCAAUGAAAUCUGAAGGAUCAGCAAGUGGCCCUUCCAGUGCGUCUUCCCCACGCCUCCCCAAAUAGCAGGCCGGUGCCUCUAGGCCUGUCCAGUCAGACACUGCCCACAUACAGCCUGACCAGAUAGUGGUAAAUGGUUGAUCCUGCCACAAUGGUCAGAUGCAGUGGGCCUGUCCAGGCAGACAGGCCAACACUCAACUCACAGGUGGGCUACCAGGCCUGCUGCUGUACCACAGGACUACGCCCCACCCUGCACAUCAAGCAUGAAGGGAGACUGUGAGGUCAGGGCAGUGCUCCAAGAAGGAAGAACAGUUUUUCCUGGGACAAGUGGGCCAGGUGGCAUUCCCCAGCAGUUAAUAGGAAUGUCCCCACCUUCAGCUCUGUGUCACAUUCUGCCUUAGUUAGAAUAUCACCCCCAGGAACGCCAGGUGGCACAGGUCCCAGGGUAUACAUAGCAGAGCCUGACUCCAGCAUUCUCAGGCAGGUAUGGCUUCCAACCCAGUGUAGCCCAAGGCCAGUGCCCCAUCCUGUCAGCACUCCUGGCCACACCUUGGGGUGCACUCUUCCCCCUAGGCAGAGCCACUUCCCCACGUGGGACUGGCAUCCAGUAACCUGUGUGCUAAGCAGGGCAGGAGUCUGCCCCAUCCCCAGACAGGAGCAGUGGGGACAGGGUGAGCGGUUCUGGGUGCUCCUGCAGGCCUGGAGGCCACAGUCUCUAAGUAUAUUCAGUGGUCAUGCUGGUCAGCAUCCUAGAGGCUAGCCACCAAGGGGGAGGGUGUGAAGGGCAUGAGACUGAGCCAUGGAAAAGGCUGAUACCAUUCUUAGUGUCUUAGUGAGCAGGAGGAAGGCAGUGACCUAAGGACUUGGAAAGGUCCCAACUGCCAUGGGGCUGGGCUAGGCAAGGACAGGACGGGAGGGUAAUAGCAAAGGGCUGUGGUCCAGGGAGGUGUUCUCCAAGAUGAGACAGGGGCAACAGGUGGGGGGUGCUGGCAAGCAGGAACGAAUUCUAGGGGUCAGAGCACUGGGAAGUCAGUGAAACCCGAAGGAUGGGAAGAGGGGUGGCCCUGGGCAGUGGGUGGGGCCUAGGGCUAUGCCAUCCCAGGAUGAAGUCACAGCCUGGUAUGUCCUGUCAACCCUCCUGGCUGUGCUGUAUGGUGGAGGUGAUGGCUGGAGAGGCACAGUGGCUAGUCCGGGGUCUCCCAGGCGGCAGGCACAGCACUGCCUCGACCAGUGGGCACAGCGCUAGGGACCACAGCAAUAAGAAGGGGCUGCUGAUAGUCCAGCGAGGGUUGUGUUUGUCUAUGAACCAGCCAUCAAGCUGUUAAAAUCUGUUUUUAUGGGAAAGGGCUCAUGAGAGCAGGACCCCUACCAAUAAGGGCAGAAGAAGGGGAACAGGGCUGGGAUUCCUGUGACCUGCUUGGCACUUCUGAUGUCCUUCCAACUAGGGGGUAUCCUAGGCCUGGGAAGGCCUCCAGGUAUGGGCUGAACUCCAGUCCACUGAAGUCUCUGGAAACCCUGUGUGAGGGUAAGGGAGCGGGCCCCAGUGCCCCUGCCCCUCAUUAAGGUGUCUCCUCUCCAGGCCCCUGGCCCCAACAUGGCUCGCCGCUCCCAGAGCUCCUCGCAGGGGGAUAACCCACUGGCGCCUGGGUACCUGCCACCUCACUACAAAGAGUACUACCGCCUGGCGGUGGAUGCGUUGGCAGAGGGUGGACCAGAAGCCUAUAACCGCUUCCUGGCUACAGAGGGGGCACCCGAUUUCCUGUGUCCUGAGGAGCUAGAGCAUGUGAACCGCCACCUUCAGCCCCCACAGCAUGCUGCCCGGGAGCCCCCUGAAGGCAGCCCUCCUGAUGUGGACAUGGAUGGCUCUUCGGGCACAUACUGGCCAGUGAACUCAGACCAGGCAGUUCCUGAGCUUGACCUGGGCUGGCCCCUGACCUUCGGCUUCCAGGGCACUGAAGUCACCACGCUAGUGCAGCCGCCGCCACCUGAUAGCCCCAGCAUCAAGGAUGAGGCUCGAAGGAUGAUCCGCUCUGCCCAGCAGGUGGUGGCUGUGGUGAUGGACAUGUUCACUGAUGUGGACUUGCUCAGCGAAGUGCUGGAGGCUGCUGCACGCAGGGUCCCCGUCUAUAUCCUGCUGGAUGAGAUGAAUGCACAGCACUUUCUGGACAUGGCGGAAAAAUGCCGAGUCAACCUGCAUCACGUGGAUUUCCUGCGUGUGCGCACUGUGGCUGGCCCCACCUAUUAUUGCCGCACUGGGAAGUCUUUCAAGGGCCACGUCAAAGAGAAGUUCCUGCUUGUAGACUGUGCCGUGGUGAUGAGCGGGAGCUACAGCUUCAUGUGGUCCUUCGAGAAGAUCCACCGCAGCCUGGCACACGUGUUCCAGGGAGAGCUGGUCUCCAGCUUCGACGAAGAAUUCCGCAUCCUCUUCGCACAGUCUGAGCCCUUGGUGCCCUCAGCUGGGGCGCUGGCCCGCAUGGACACUUAUGCCCUGGCUCCAUACUCCGGGGCUGGGCCCCUGGUGGGCAUCCCUGGGGCGCCAACCCCUUUCUCCUUCCCUAAACGGGCACACCUGCUGUUCCCUCCGCCCCGCGAAGAAGGCCUGGGUUUCCCCUCCUUCCUGGACCCAGAUCGCCACUUCCUUUCGGCCUUCCGCAGGGAGGAGCUGCCCCGGGUGCCCGGGGGUGCUCUGGAGCCGCAUGCAGGGAUGCGGCCACUGUCGCGACGGCUGGACACGGAAGUAGGGCCCAGCGGGGAGUUCGGGGGCCCGCGGGGCUUCUUCCAGGCCCGGCACCUGGAGAUGGACGCCUUCAAGCGGCACAGCUACGCCGCGGCCGACGGCGCAGGCGCUGUGGAGAACUUCGCGGCUGCGCGGCACGUGUCCCGACAGACGUUCCUCAGUCACGGGGACGACUUCCGCUUCCAGACCAGCCACUUCCACCGUGACCAACUCUACCAGCAGCAUUACCAGUGGGACCCACAGUUCGCACCCACACGUCCGCAGGGCCUGUUCGAGAAGCUUCGCGCUGGCCGCCCGGGCUUGGCUGACCCGGACGACUUGGCGCUGGGCGCUGGGCCGCGCUUCCCCGAGCUCGGCCCCGAGGUGCACCAGCGGCUGGAGUACGUGCCCUCCAGCGCCUCGCGCGAGGUGCGCCACGGCUCGGACCCUGCCUUCAAGCCUGGUCCUGGUGGCCUGGAACCCGGCGGGGCCCUGCGCCCCAACCUGGGCCAGCGUUUCCCAUGCCAGGCGGGGGCGAGGCCAGGCCCAGACGCUGCUCCAGAGGCAGAGCCCGAGCGCAGGCCCGGGCCAGAGGGGCGAGCGGGGCUGCGGCACUGGCGCCUCGCCUCUUACCUCAGCGGGUGCCACGAGGAUGUGGGUGAGGAGGGCCUGCCCACACCCAUGGACGCUGAGGUCUACGAAGAUGACGUGCUGGCUCCUGGGGGCCGGGCGGCCUUCCGUGUCCCUGCUACCUUGCCAGUCAAGGGCCUGUUGCCAGGCUCGGGAAGCGGUGGCGGCGACAGCUCGGAGCGCGAGGGCUCGGAGGAGGCAGGCCUGGUCAAGCAGGACUCAUUCCGCUCACGCCUAAACCCACUCAUCCAGCGCAGCUCCAGGCUACGCUCCUCACUUAUCUUCGCGCAGGCUGAAGGCUCUGGAGGUGCCACAACUGCCACCACUGAGAAGGUGCAGUUGCUGCACAAGGAACAAACGGUCAACGAGACGUUGGGUCCCAAUGGAGAGGCCGUGCGCUCCACCGCCUCUGCUAAAGUGGCCGAGCUGCUGGAGAAGUACAAGGGUCCAGCCGGUGACCCAAGCGGUGGGGGAGGUGCGGUCACUGUCUCCAGCCACAGCAAGGCUGUCGUGUCCCAAGCUUGGCGGGAAGAGGUGACCGCACCAGGCGCAGCAGGGGGCGAGCACCGCAGCCUGGAGAGCUGCUUGCUUGACUUGCGUGAUUCCUUUGCCCAAAGGCUACACCAGGAGGCGGAGCGGCAGCCCGGAGCCGCCUCCCUCACUGCUGCUCAACUUCUUGACACGCUGGGCCGCAGUGGCACUGACCGCCUGCCCUCCCGCUUCCUCUCUGCCCAGGGCCGCUCCACCUCCCCGCAGGGGCGGGACAGCCCCCCUCCAGAAGUGCCUGCUGCACACCAGGUGCCCCUUUCUGAGCCAAAAGGGAGCCCCACCUCAGCCUACCCAGAGCGGAAGGGGAGCCCCACGCCAGGGUUAUCCAAUCGGAGAGGCAGCCCAACUACAGGAUUUAUUGAACAUAAGGGGAGCCCCACCUCGACCUAUCCAGAACACAGAGGUAGCCCGGUACCCCCUGUGCCUGAGCGCAGGAGCAGCCCGGGGCCUCCUGUGCCUGAGCGCAGGGGCAGUCUCACCCUUGCCUCAUCGAGUGAGUCUCCUAAGGCUGGGCCCACAGAGGAGGUGGCUGGAGGCCCCAUGGAAGUCCUGCGCAAAGGCUCCCUCCGCCUCAGGCAGCUGCUGAGCCCCAAGAAUGAGCGUCGCGGAGAGGAUGAGGGCAACUUCCCAGUGCCACAGGAGAAUGGGCAGCCAGAGAGUCCCCGGCGACCAUCCUUGGGCCGAGGUGAUAGUACAGAGGCUACUGCAGGGGAUGAGCGGGGCCCAAGGGCACGGCUGUCCUCUGCCACGGCCAAUGCCUUAUACAGCAGCAACCUCCGAGAUGACACUAAGGCCAUUCUGGAGCAGAUCAGCGCCCACGGUCAGAAGCAUCGUGGGGUUCCAGGCCCAGGCCCAGCCCACAGCAGCCCUGAGCUGGGCCACUCACCAGCUCCUGGAGGCCUGGCCCCAGACAUGUCCGACAAGGACAAAUGUUCAGCCAUCUUCCGGUCAGACAGUCUGGGUGCACAAGGCCGGCUGAGCCGCACCCUACCUGCCAGCGCAGAGGACCGCGACCGCCUGCUGCGCCGCAUGGAAAGCAUGCGCAAGGAGAAGCGCGUCUACAGCCGCUUUGAGGUCUUCUGUAAAAAGGAAGAGGCUGGUGGUUCUGGGGCAGGGGAUGGCCUGGCGGAGGAGGAUGCCAGGGACAGCAAGGUGGGCAAGUUUGUGCCCAAGAUCCUGGGUACAUUCAAGGGCAAGAAGUGAGUGUCCUGGUCCACCAGCCCAGGCCCAGGUGCUUCGUCACUGCCACCCUGCAUCCGCUGGGCAGGGAGCUCCGUGUCCCCAGGUUUGAGUGGCAGCCACCAUCCCUCAUUCCAGAGCAGCCAAGGGGCCGGACUGGACCCACCGGAGCUCAGCUUCCGUGGGUUUCCCUGGCAGCUGCCCUGCCCUGGCCCUGGCCUGCCCUCCCCAGGUGUCAGUCCGCGGCCUGGUGCCUUUUCUCACCAACCCUUGCUCCUCAGCACCCUUCUCUCCUGCUUCUCCCAUCUCCCUGGGCUCAGAUCCCCUCUGGACCUUCACUCACCUCAGGGACCCUUCUCUGUGCCUCUGUCCUGCUUGCAGGGACCCACACUUGUGCCUCAGUCUCCCCGUCUCUAGGGGUCUUUGUCUCCUCAGGGAUUCCGUUUUCAGGGCUCUCAGACCUGUGCCUGAUGCCAGCCACUCCACCCUGCCUCCUCACCCCUGCCCUCCACUGGCUCCCUCCUCCUGUGCCCGUCCUCUUGUGGGGAAGGAAGGGCUGUUGCAGACGGUUUGUAAAGGAAGAGUGUGGUUGGGCCCAAAGGAAGCUUUUCUUGGGAGGCACAGGGCAGGCCUCUGAGAAGGAGGGAUGAAGGGGACCCCAGAGGGGCUGCCCUGCUGCCCAAACUGCAGCUGCCUCAGCCAAGUCUGCCCCUCACACAGUGAAGUCCUGGGUGGCCAGGGGCGACACCAGGAGGCGAGUCCUGGGCUCUGCAGCAUAAUAAAAUGGAGUCUGGACUGACA
Molecule: messenger RNA, 6166 nt
Organism: Ictidomys tridecemlineatus (thirteen-lined ground squirrel)
Lineage: Eukaryota; Metazoa; Chordata; Mammalia; Rodentia; Sciuridae
Source: RefSeq, a predicted model, not a curated record